GGGAAUCGGCAGCUGCAGCUGUAGCGGUAUUUACGUGUUCCUCCAUUUGUCUGCAAAUCCCCAUUUACUCAUUUCAAGUCGAAGACUUUCCGGGGAUUUGUCGAGGUUUUCAAUGCGUGCUGUAGUUGCUUCUCAGGUGUGAAAUUUUGGGGGCCCAGCUGCAGGUUCACUAUCUCGACACCACCCUUGGUGUAGCUGUCGACGUCUGGGCACAAUCACCAAGCUGCGUUCAUUUGCAAGUUCUCCUCGAGAUUUGUAACAUUCCACUGCAGGUACCGAGUUGUGAGGAGGAAAUAGUUUGUCAGUAACCAUAGCCAAGUUCGGAGCAACGGUGUUGGAGUGAAGCAUCGGAGAGUCUCUAUGGGCAGAAUGGAGGGGGAUGGAGGGGGUGAGAGGUUGUGGCGUAAAGCCAGAAGCGUAGUGUCCGCAUUGGGAGCAUUUAAGCGGUCUCACAAGAAGGUGGACUUGAGCGACGGCGAUGCUGGCAGAACUCUCACUCCGAUGAUGCCGUUGUCAAACAUGACGCCUCCUCGAAAGGCCUCUAAGAAGGGAUGCAUAGCCUUGAGCGCGUGCAUGGUGUUUAUAGUGUUGGUUGUGGUGACUGGAACGGUGAUCGGAGUAACCGUUUCCAAGCAAUUCAAGUCGAGAGAUGAAGUGGACAACGCUAACUCCGUGAGCAGUAUUUGCAGAAGAACUUUGUACCCAGAAGUUUGCAACAGUACUCUCGCAGGCACAGACACCAGCAGUCCGCAGAUGUACAUCGAGGCAACCAUGAAAGCAGCCAUGGUAGCCAUAUCCAAAUCCUUGCAGGCGGUCGAAGAUUUGCAGCUGUCAUCGCCGAAGAAAACCGGAAUCCAGUACUCAACCCUAAAAAUGUGUAAAGACGUGCUAGCUGAUUCCCUGGAGCAAGUAAACUCUUCUUUGUCUCGUUUCGUGGAGUUGAAGCACUACUCCAGCUUGAAAUCUGAGGUGGGCAACAUCCAGCAAUACAUGGCUGCUGCCCUAACGUACCAAGACACAUGUAUGACGGGAGUGCAGGAUUUUGGCGUGUGGGACGGAAGCGAUCAACUGAACGGAACCCAAGCCACACACGUUGCCCAGCUUCUUAGCAACGGUUUGUCCCUUGUCAACUCUCUUUCAAGGCUAACCGACUUCAGCAAACUAUUUCCUAGCAAAAGCCGACGCCUAUUAGCCCAACCAAGUCCUCCUGGAAGCUCCAGCGACUUCACUCAUGCCUUGAUUGAAAUGGAAGAUGACAUUUCUCUGGGUCCUGAGUUUCCUCGCUGGCUCUCUCGAGAAGGGCGUCGUUUGCUUCAAGAGAAGCCAACACCCAAUGCUGUAGUUGCACAAGAUGGCACAGGGCAGUACCAGAGCAUACAAGCUGCGGUGAACGCAGCACCAUCUGGUGGAACCCGGUGGGUGAUUUACGUUAAGAAGGCGGUGUACAAUGAGUAUAUUAGUAUACCCAAGGACAAGAAGAAUCUGAUGAUGUAUGGCGAUGGACCAGGGCAGACUGUCAUCACCGGAAGCAGAAGCGUGAAAGGCAGUGGAUUGAGCACAAUGUAUACUGCAACUUUCGAAAUACGUGCUCCAGGCACCAUCCUGAGAGACUUGACUAUACAGAACACAGCAGGUCCAGUUGGAGAGCAAGCGGUAGCGUUGAGAGCUGCAGGAGACCAGCAAGCUUACGCAAACGUUUUCCUCGAGGGUUACCAGGACACCCUCUACGCCCACACUCUCCGCCAAUUCUAUAGCCAGUGCUCAAUCUACGGCACGAUCGACUUCAUCUUCGGCAAUGCAGCCGCGGUGUUUCAGAGCUGCAACCUCUUCGCUAGACCAGGGAUGGCCAGCUCGCAAAACAUCUACACAGCCAGUGGGCGAACCGACCCAUCAGAGAACACAGGAUUCUCCUUCUUAUCGUGCACGGUGGGAGCGGCACCGGGGCUAGCAGAUUCAUUCCCGACCUAUCUAGGUCGACCAUGGAAAGCGUAUUCGCGAACGCUGUUCAUCAAGUCCAGUCUCGCAGCAUGUGUUAACCCGGAGGGUUGGUUGCUGUGGAACAACGAUCCCAACUCCGGCAACAGUGUUACUUACGCGGAGUACCAGAAUUCGGGCCCUGGUGCCGACACCGCGCGGCGCGUCUCCUGGAGCAAACAAAUCUCCAUUGCCGAGGCGUCAAAGUUCACCGUGAGCAGCUUCAUCGCGGGCCAAGAGUGGUUGCCCGCUACGUCCAUCACUUAUAGUGCCACGCUCUAGUUGCAAUUUUGAUUUUUUACUGUACUUUUGCUAUCUUUUAGCUGUUUAUCCCUUCUUCUUUUUAUCCUUUGUUUUAGACUUUGCUUAGGGGGGGGCGGAGUAGCCGAGGCGUGUGGUUCAAUUUCAAAUACUUUUGAUUUUGACUCACAUCAUAAGCGUAAAACGAACGGGUGAGUGAUGACGGGUCGGUGGUUGGAAUGGUUGACCAUGGCCUUGUCGGUGGAAGGGAUCGUUAGCCAAGGAUUGUCGGUGAGAGUGUGUCGAAGGAAUGAAGUCCCACGUGAGCUCAUCUUUCUUUGUGGAGAGACUGUCUUAAUAAAAUCUGAUUUCACAUGCUGUUAAAAAAAAUAAAAAUACUUGCUUA
Messenger RNA from Physcomitrium patens, 2620 nucleotides. RefSeq names its product pectinesterase 2. The record is from RefSeq and is a predicted model, not a curated record. Gene Ontology annotation, molecular function: pectinesterase activity; enzyme inhibitor activity. Gene Ontology annotation, biological process: cell wall modification. Lineage: Eukaryota; Viridiplantae; Streptophyta; Bryopsida; Funariales; Funariaceae.